Caenorhabditis auriculariae is the source of this 4585-nucleotide messenger RNA. Lineage: Eukaryota; Metazoa; Nematoda; Chromadorea; Rhabditida; Rhabditidae. The record is from the annotation of a GenBank genome assembly.
AUGUCGAACCGGGCCGCAUCAUUGCUCGUAUCGAGGCUCUCUAGGACGCAGCAAACGCGCUCCAAGGCACACUUCACCUUCCAGCCUUCCACACAACUUCCAGAGAGUCUUCAGAGCAGUGCGUAAAACUGAUGAUAAGAUAAAAAAAAAUCCACAAAAAUAUAAAAUUCAUGAAAAACGUGAGAAACGUAUCUUUACAAUUUCUGAAAAAGGACUCGGACCUUGGUAACGCGAACGGGACGCGAAACGGACGUGUCGGGGCAUUUCUAGUGACCACUUUAGUAACCUUAACGCUCUUAAGUGAUCCCUUGAAUCGCCCAGAAACGUCCGGAGCACGUCCGUUUCGCGUUACCAAUGUCCGAGGAGAGAAAUUUUAAAUUAUAUCGUCUUUAUCAGUGCUUAUUCAGAAAAAAAAAGAUUUUUCUUAUACAAGUCCCUCUAGCAGGCCUCUUCUGAAGACUUUUACUUCAUUUUUUGACGAAAUAGAAACAUUGAGGCUUUGAGGACGAAACACAAGGCUUUAGAAGUAAUAAAGCCGAAUUACGUCUACAGCUGCUUCACGGCUGGCUUGAGCCAUUGAAAAAGGGUCCUGAAACGAUAAUUCGAGAGAGAGAGAGAGAGAGAGAGAGAGAGAGAGUGUCUGGCUUGUGGAGAGCGCAGACAUACCACACCUCUCAGAGUCCCAAGCCAGCAGUGAAUUCUCAACACCUCAACGAUUGCAGAUAUCGGGGAAAUCAAUGCCAAAAAGAAAAAUAUUUUAAGGAGAACGAACGAAGCAAAAUUUGAUGCAAGCCGUCAAUGAUGCCAUGAAAAUCGCCAUGGAGGUGGGUUUGAAAAAAAUAGGUACUUCAAUGAAAAAUGAUUGAAGACGGACGACACGGCCGUGGUUUUUGGUGAAGACGUGGCUUUUGGCGGCGUUUUCCGCUGUUCUUUGGACCUUCAGAAGCAGUUUGGUUGGAUCUCGAUCCCAAAAUAUGGACAAUUAUACUAUUUUCCUAUAGGAAAGGACCGGGUUUUCAACACCCCGCUUUGUGAACAGGGAAUCGCCGGUUUCGGCAUCGGCUUGGCCGUUUCCGGCGCCACGGCCAUCGCUGAAAUUCAGUUCGGCGAUUAUAUUUUCCCGGCUUACGAUCAGGUAAAUAUCGAUCUGUUUCUUGGGGAGACUUCUGUGAAAAUUGAAUAAAUUAAGAAUGGCCUCUUUAUGGCUUUGACGUUCUAGUGACCACUAAAAAAGUCGAAUUAGUGGCUGAAUCUUAGUGACCUUUGUAGAGGUCUUACUGCUACCACUAGAUAUGUGGGAAUCUAUCAUAAAGAUGGUUUUAGUGACCAAUUUAACGUCCUCUCCAAGUGAGAACUCAAAAGUGGUUCCAUAUUUCAGCUUGUCAACGAAGCCGCGAAAUAUCGGUAUCGUAGUGGUGGAUUGUUCAGCUGUGGAGGUCUCACAGUCAGGUAAACUCGAAUAUUUUUGAAAAAAAGCAAAGUUAUGUGUUUGAAUACCGAUUACGUGCAAUAGAAAGUUUUUAUCGGACCAAAGAACUCCAAAUUUUUAUUGAUAGGAAACUUUUGAGUAUGUAUAUGAUGUUAGAAUCAAGUUUUUAACAAGUUCCAAAGGCAAAACUUUUUCAUACUGUUAAUAAAAUAUAUUUCCGCUCUUUGAAGGUAACUAAUGGAUGCCUAUAAAAAAUCAGUAAUCCCUGCGAACUGUUCAAAAAGAAAAGAAAUCAAUUGUUUUAAAGAUCAACUUGGGGAGCUGUCGGCCACGGAGCUCUCUACCAUUCACAAAGUCCAGAAGCUCAGUUUACCCAUACUCCUGGUUUGAAGGUAAUAUUUGUUAUUCCAGUACUCAAAUACAUAGUUUAUAUGCACCUUUUUGUUCAAAAAAUGAGAAGGGAAGAAGGAUUAUUCCUCGAGGAUGAAUCAACACUUUUUUUGUUGAAAAUAAUAUGUAAGGAAGAAUGAAGUUUAGGUUGUCGUGCCACGGGGACCGAUCCAAGCCAAAGGCCUUCUCCUCUCGUGCAUCAGAGACCCGGAUCCGUGCAUUUUCUUCGAGCCAAAGGUGUUUUAAUCGAAGAAAAUGGCUGUUCCAAUCAUCUUUUGAAGAUUCUUUACCGAUUGGCCGCCGAAGACGUUCCAGUUGGAGAUUACAUGCUUCCCAUCGGGAAAGCCGAUACAGUGAGACCGGGUAUUCGACUUUUCUUUGAAAAAUUUAUAAUAAUAGGAUUUUUUCAGUAAAAAGCAUCAAAAGUUGAAUAAACUUUGAGAAAAGGACAUGCAUCUAUAUAUUUAUUAGGGAUUAAAGGUUAACAGAGUUUUCGAGGGGCCCCGCCAAGUCGAAAUGAGGAAAAAUGUGGGAAAUGGGUGAAAAAAUCAAGAAAAAUGGCCUUUUUGCCAACGUGAUCACUUUGCGGGACGGGUGGCCCUGGUCCUCCCGUCUCGUAAGCAGCUCUGAAGGUCGACGUUGAAGAUCUGGAAACCGAGCAGUUAACUCGCAGUUUAAAUUUAAAAAUUUAAAUCACUACUUUUUCAUGCAAAAACUGAAAAGAAAAGGUUGAAGUUUUCAUCACCUUUUUUAGAAAAAUGUUAAUUUUCUUCAAUUUUCUUGGAAGUCAAGCUUUUUUCAGGAAAAGACAUAACGAUCGUUUCCUGGGGCACACAAGUUCACGUCGCUCUCGAAGCUGCUCAACUGGCCAAGGAAAAGCUUGAAAUCGACGUGGAAGUCAUCGAUUUGCAGUCGAUCCAGCCUUGGGACGAAGAUCAUGUCGUUGAGGUCUGACUCGUCGAAAUAUAUUCUGUUCUGACUUCGAAGGUCAAGUCGACGCUCAAGCUCCGCCCCUAAUGGCGCGGUAAACCAAUCAGAGAGCGUUUUAGAAUGACGUCAUUUCAAUUGGUACAAAAAGUCUGACUCUCCCUGGAAAUACGUUAAUUCAUUUUCGAUAAAAGAAGUCAAUAAACUUGGAAAAUGCUCCGGAAAAGCCGAUUUUCGAACCUUUUUGAGUUUACCACUGAAAAUCGUGAUUUUUUUUUUCUGGAAGGUUUCUAAAAUUGAAUCAAUGAUCUUAUUCGAUUGAUAAAUUCAUUCAAAUUUCAUUAAUAGUUGAUAAAAUCUGAUUUGGAAACCAUUUCAGAGCGUCAAAAAGACUGGCCGACUGAUUGUGACCCACGAGGCCCCGAUUACAUCCGGUUUCGGGGCUGAAAUCGCGGCAACUGUCCAGGUUUUCUUUUUAAUCUCCAGGAAACGCCAGAAUGGUCCCUUGAGCUUUCGAAGACCGCUAAGGUCGCCGCUCUAAGGAUAACUUUUUUUAGCCUUAAAAAUGCGGAAAAGGAACAUUUUUUGCGUCUGGGCGACGUCAUAACUUCACUAGAAGCGAAAAGUGUAGUAUUUUUCGAUUUUAAAGUUAGGAUUUCCUAAAGGAUUCGAAGUACUUCUCGGCCAAGUUUUACAAGGGAAUUGCGGAAAUGGUUUGAGGAUGUGUUGAAACUUCGCUGAGAUGUACUUGAAGGGGCUCCAGAACAAGAAAAGAAAAGGACGUUUUGUUUAAACAAGCAAUUUUCCCCUUUCGAAUCAUUUUUGCGCGUUUGGGUGUAUAGUCUGUUCAGAUUUCGAAUGUCAAGCAGCUAACUCCGCCCCUGUUGAGACGGUACCUUUUCGCGUCGAUGUUUUAUCGUUUGGGACUAAUUUUGAUCUUUUUUGAUUUAAAAGAUGGAAAAAUAAGUCAAAAAUGCAGCCUUAUUAAAGGGCCAUCGUCAUAAAUAGAUAAAACAUUGACGCGAAAUAUUUUGUAGCCUUGGGGGUGGAGUUAGCUGCUUGACAUUCAAAAUCUAAACAGACUAUAGGAAUGCGUCAUUCUGCUUCUUAGUGCGUUUUAACCUCAAAAAUUUCGAAAGUUUUGAUUCAAAUUAUCUGUUUAUCGUGUUUUUCUGAAAUACAUUGAAGUUAGUUGUGUUUUCUGGUUUACGUAUUUGUUGGGAACUGCUUUUGGAAAAGUUUCAAACAAGCAACGUUCGAAAUAAAAGUUUUUCAGAAUUUUGCAAAGUUAUUUUAAUUUUUGAAUUUAUUUUAUGCGGAACUCAGGAAAUGAGAUAGAAAAUAUGUUCAACAUAGUCCCCUCGGCGUAAAGAAACAGACGACCUGCGCGCUGGUCUGCCGUUUUUCUGUUAAAUUGGGCAUGCCAGUGCGCAGGUCCUAUACAGUGUGUAGAGCGCGGAGGGUACGAGUCUGGUCUCUCCAAGGUUACCGUGCUCUCCAAACGGAUGCAUGCGCGAUGGUCUGCCUUUUCUUUUUUGGAUGGGUGCUGGCAUGCCGUUGUAGCUCUUAUCCUGCUGUGUCUUUAGAAAAUGACCGUCUCGCGCGGAACGAACUAAUACAGAUAGGUGAUAAGUGAAUAAAAAGAAAGCCUGGUUUUUCGUGGUUCAUCUUGAAAUUCCUCAACCAGAAAUCGUUCAGAAACGCUGCUUCCUGCACUUGGAAUCUCCAGUGGAGCGAGUUUGCGGCUACGAUACUCCAUUCCCACACGUCCACGAGCCAUUCUACAUCCCUUCAGUAACUCGUGUCUUCGACGCCAUCAAGAAAUCCGUUAAAUUCUAA